Molecule: messenger RNA, 1874 nt
Organism: Meleagris gallopavo (turkey)
Lineage: Eukaryota; Metazoa; Chordata; Aves; Galliformes; Phasianidae
Product: 11-beta-hydroxysteroid dehydrogenase 1
Biological process (GO): steroid catabolic process
Cellular component (GO): intracellular membrane-bounded organelle; endoplasmic reticulum membrane
Molecular function (GO): steroid binding; 11-beta-hydroxysteroid dehydrogenase (NADP+) activity
Source: RefSeq, a predicted model, not a curated record
UUGGAGCUGGGGGUGCAGCCCUGAGGGGGUUCAGCUCAGCCCUCUCAGGAGCAGGGUGAGGUGAAAAAGCAAAUACUGCAUCCAUGGUUUCCUCCCUGGGAUGCAGAGAGGUGACUGCCCUGCGUGGAGGGUCCCAUCCAGAUGGGUGCUGCAGCUGCACGCAUCCAGAGCCAGCGGGCAUUAAAGAGGAGCCCCGGCCACCUGCAGCACUCUGCCUCUGAUGUUCUCCGAGUGAAACUUGAUGCUGUUCAGCAAGGACACACCUCUUCCAGGGUGUUGUGCAAAAUUCUGCAUUUUAACGUAGGGACAGGAAAUAUGAACAGAGCCGGGCAGAGCCCGCAGCAGCACCACUGGUUAGGCCACGGCUCCCCAGCUCCGUGGGAGCAGAUCGAAGUGUUCGCUUCUCUCACCAACCCCACUGUGACUUCUCAGUGCUUUGGGAGCCACGGCUCCCGCACCAACAGGUUUUGAAGGAUUGGCAUUGCUGCUGCGUCCGGGAGCAGCUCUGCAGAGGCUGUUUUCCUCUUCUCCUGCUUUAUUUCCUACGAUGGGUUUGUUGCAAAAGAUUCUCAUCCCCGUUUUGGGACUGGUUUUGGCCUUCUGUUUUUAUUCGUCGAGGGAGAAUUUCAAACCUGAGAUGCUGAAAGGGAAGCGUGUGAUCGUCACCGGAGCGAGCACCGGCAUUGGGGAGCAGAUGGCCUAUCACCUGGCACGGAUGGGAGCCCACGUCCUGGUCACGGCACGGACGGAGGCAAAGCUGCAGCAAGUGGUGGAGAGGUGCCGGGCGCUGGGGGCCAGCUCAGCACGGCUGGUCAGCGGCAGCAUGGAGGACAUGGCCACCACCCGGCAGCUGGUGGAGGUGGCCGAGGCUGAACUGGGAGGCCUUGACAUGCUGAUUCUUAACCACGUUGGCAAGUCGUACUUCAAUUACUUUGAUGGGGAUGUUGGACACGUCCAGAAGCUCCUGAACAUCAACUUCCUGAGCUAUGUGGCCAUGACAGUCUCUGCCCUGCCCAUGCUGAAGCGGAGCGGUGGUAGCAUCGUGGUGGUCUCCUCCAUGGCAGGUAAAGUUGGGUUUCCCUUUACGGUCCCUUACUCUGCAACUAAGUUUGCCCUGGAUGGAUUUUUCAGCUCCCUGAGGCAGGAAUUCAGCAUCCAGAGCGUUAACGUUUCCAUCACACUCUGCAUCCUUGGCUUCAUUGACACUGGUAAGCUCCAUCCGUGCCAUCUGGCUGCCCAGGAACUGAGCAUCACAUGCCCAGCUUUGUGCCCUCCCCUCCUGUGCCCCCACCUCCAGUGCUGCUUUUCCUGCUGUAGUGGGAGCGAGUGCAGCAUCACCUCUGCUCUCAGCAGGCUCCUACCUCUCUUCCAACAAAAAACAGACUCCAGACUGAUUUGUUUUCCUGUGCUGUACUCAGGUAGGAUACUAGGACAAAAGUAUGCUCAGGAAGAGCAGUCAGGCAACGGCUCAGGCUGGGGACUCACCAUCCCUGGAGGUGUUUGGAGCUGUGGAGAUGUGACACUUGGGGACACGGUCACAGUGGGGAUGGCGGGAUUGGACUUGGGGAUCUUAGAGCUCUUUUCCAACCUUAAAGACUCGGUGGUUCUAUGAAAAUCAUACACCGUGCACAGGCUGGGACAGCCUAAAAUUCAGUGAGAUUCAGUGGAAGUACUGGGCACGCAUCUGCCAUUAAUCUUAUCUGAUGCAGCGAGCUACAGGAGUGAAAGCAAUGAUGGGAGCGACUUGAAGCUGCUUCUGUUUUCCAGUGCAUACACUACAUUUAAGUGUAGGAAUAAACGAGGCAGCUCCCCAGCAGGCAAACCAUCAAAAGGACAAGCAGAGGGCAGCCCUACUGAAACCUCUCUUGUUCCUC